UAAAAAGAAAACUAAACUCAAAUCGGAUUUCGAAUAUGUCUGUAACGUAACAAAAUGUGGGAAAAGUGAAGGGGUGUGAAUACUUUCUGAUGGCACUGUAUAUUUAUAUAUUGAUGACAGAUUGGCAAAAACAAAGCUGUCUUUAAAAUAUUGGUUACAUUAGAUUGAAAAGACAGGCAGAUUAUGUGUCCUUUUAUGCCUUUGAUUGUCCUCUUAAGACAGUAUCUGCUCAUGUUUGUGUUUGUGUAUGUGGUGUGUGCUGAUAAACCAUGCGUGUCCUUUUAAACACUCUUCAGGUCAUGUCUCUCUAAGGCUGUAAAAUGUCAGGUAUAUGAUAUUGCCAUGAUUUUAAAAUAAAAAGGUGAUUCUAAUUUGGAUGUAUCUUUAGCAGGUUUAAAUACAUUUUUGGGAGUUACUUGCACAUUGAUAGCAUAUGUGGAAAGUGGUGUCCCCAUAAAGUAGGUACUGAGUCAGGUGUCCUCAUAUACCAUAAUUACCAGUAUGUAUGUGUGUGUGUGUGUGUGUGUGUGUUCUCUAUGAGAAAAACGUGAGUGAUGAGAAAUGUGACUCAUUCACUCAUCACGCAUCCAUCCCUCGACCAACACCCGCCACAACCGACCAAUCAGAGUAGAGGACGGUGUGAGUAGGCGGGGCUGGGACCUCACAGCCCUAAUGGAAACUCCGCUCAGUGUCAUAAACGGUCAAUUCCUGCGAUACACAGUGGAGUGAAUUUGGGCUUUGGGUCAAUUCUGAGACUCUGAGAAGAAAACGAGCAUAAAAUGUUCCCCGAGUCUUCCACAGGAUACGGUUAUGAGGCGUGCAAGGCUACUGCUGACUGGCUGCUGGCUCAGGCCUCAGUCCGACCCCUGGUGGGAAUUGUGUGCGGCUCAGGCCUCGGUGGCUUGGCAGAUAUGCUGAAGGAUCAGAAGGUUGUGCGAUACAGCGAUAUUCCCAACUUUCCCCAGAGCACAGUGCAUGGUCACGCUGGCCGGUUGGUGUUUGGCACUCUUAAAGGAAAGCCGUGUGUUUGCAUGCAGGGAAGGUUUCACCUCUAUGAAGGAUAUCCUAUUCAGAAGAUCAUCAUGCCCAUACGCGUCUUCAAGCUGAUGGGUGUCGAGACGGUCAUCCUGACGAAUGCUGCCGGAGGGCUGAACCAGGACUACAAAGUUGGAGAUGUCAUGAUUAUUAAAGACCACCUCAACAUGCCAGGUUUUUCUGGGAACAACCCCCUAUGUGGACCCAACGAUGAGAGGUUUGGGACUCGUUUCCCGUGCAUGUCUGAUGCCUAUAGCAGGCGGCUGUGUCAGCUGGCUCAGGAAGCAGGGACAGAGCUUGGCUACUCUGACUUUCUGAGAGAGGGGGUGUACUGUGUGCUGGGAGGACCAUCCUUUGAGACCAUCGCUGAGUGCAGGAUGCUUAACCGCUUAGGUGCAGAUGCUGUCGGAAUGAGCACGGUGCAUGAGGUGAUCGCGGCGCGUCACUGCGGAAUGCAAGUGUUCGCCCUCUCCCUCAUCACCAACAAGGCCGUGAUGGACUACGACAGUGAAGAGAAGGCCAAUCAUGAAGAGGUUCUGCAGACUGGUGAGCAGCGCUCCCAGCAGCUGGUGAAGCUGGUCUCCACCCUCGUCACACGCAUCACCCCUAACAAUGAUGAAUGUUGAGAGUCCCAUGGCCUCUGAUUUCAAAAAACGAAGUGUAAUGUGCAUCAUGCUUUGACAUUUUGCACUACUCCCUUUGCACUUCUACAACCUGCUGUUACUGGCUCCUAAAAUGAUUAGAUUGGGUUAUUGGGUUGUGAUCUAUUUAGAGUUCUUAUACUGUACUGUGUAUGUUAACAUUCCCAAGGGAAAGUUUGUUCCAGUGUAAUGUCUUAAAAACAGACCAAAGCCAGCAUGGCUGCACUUCAUACAUAUUGUAAUGUUCAUAGUUCACCAUUAAGAGUUAUUAUAAUAAUUAUUGUCAUUCAUUUAACAGAUCCCUUUUCUCAAACUAUUUAUUAGCUGUUUUAAGCACAGCUCUAAUUAUAACUUAAACAAAGAAGACUAAUAAUGAGGAUGUGAUCUUUUUAUUUAUCUUUCUUGAACAACUGUAACAUUUUUAUGUUCUCAUUGGGAUUUUUAUUUUCUUUUUUCAUUAUAUAUUUAAGUAGUGUAUUUAUGUUAGGUAACUUUAAAAACUGUUCUCUGUGUUUUAUUGAGAUGUAUUUUUAUCUGAUACUGAAUUAAGCAUUUAUAAUGAGCAGGAUUAUACUACACAGCUUUUCUUAAUUAACGAUAAAUUUGAGAUGGAAUGUG
Trichomycterus rosablanca is the source of this 2294-nucleotide messenger RNA. RefSeq names its product purine nucleoside phosphorylase 5b (gene pnp5b). Gene Ontology annotation, biological process: nucleoside metabolic process. NCBI's taxonomy places the organism in Eukaryota, Metazoa, Chordata, Actinopteri, Siluriformes, Trichomycteridae. Gene Ontology annotation, molecular function: purine-nucleoside phosphorylase activity. Gene Ontology annotation, cellular component: cytoplasm. The record is from RefSeq and is a predicted model, not a curated record. The transcript has 6 exons. Bases 780 to 1661 code for a protein of 293 amino acids.